Molecule: messenger RNA, 1245 nt
Organism: Salvelinus namaycush (lake trout)
Lineage: Eukaryota; Metazoa; Chordata; Actinopteri; Salmoniformes; Salmonidae
Product: zinc finger FYVE domain-containing protein 21-like
Exons: 7
Coding region: 112-792 (226 amino acids)
Molecular function (GO): metal ion binding
Source: RefSeq, a predicted model, not a curated record
CACAUGACAUCAGUGAUUAUACUCCACGCAUUUAUAUUGGACAACGGCUCUGUCCAUCAAAUACGAUAUGAGUGUUUUUCAGUAUGAGCUAAAAAAAUAGGUUCUGGAAAAAUGUCUACAGUGCCUGAUGGCAAGAAAUUGGUCCGAAGCCCAAGUGGACUUCGAAUGGUCCCGGAGAAUGGAGCGUUUAACAGCCCUUUUUCGUUAAAUGAACCCCAGUGGGUCCCGGACAAAGAGUGCCCAAGCUGUAUGCAGUGUGACAAAAAAUAUGACUUCCUUACAAGAAAGCACCACUGUCGGCGGUGUGGCCGGUGUUUCUGUGAUAAGUGCUGCAGUAAGAAGGUGGCUCUGCCCAGGAUGUGCUUCGUCGACCCAGUCCGGCAGUGUGGCGAGUGCAGCCUGGUCUCCCAGAAGGAAAUGGACUUCUAUGACAAACAGCUCAAAGUGCUUAUGGGAGGUGGUUCUUUUAUUGUCACUUUGGGCACCUCAAAGACGUCUGAGACCAUGAUGUGUCGUCUCUCCAACAACCACAGGUAUCUUUUCUUUGAUGGGGAGAGCCAUUUUGAGGUGGAACUGUCUCGGAUCUCCAGUAUGCAGGUGUUGACGGAGGAGUCCACUCCUGAAGGGGGAAACUCCAGGGCCAGUGGCAUGUUGCUCCAUUACAAACCCACUGGCUCUCAGGACCCCCAGCAGUUACGCAUGGAGGCAGCAGAUGACAAGAAGACUGCCUCCUCAUGGCUGGCUGCUAUGCACAAGGCUGCCAAACUGCUGUAUGAAGCUCGGGACCGGUGACUCAUUGCUAAGAUGCCCAGAGCCUGAGAGUGAUGGCACAGACCAAGUGUUUUCUUUCCUACCCUUCCGUCUCACAUUCUCUAAAUGCUGACAGUUCAAUGGAUUGUGACUGAAAUGCACUGGCCAACCACCCAUCUAAUGCUGCUAUUCUUAAUUCUAUCAAAUACAUAAGCCAUUUGGCAUAACCAUUUCCCUUCACGUAACGCUUUUAAGGUAAUUUGUUAUGUGAUCUGUGACAUAGUUCAAGUUAAGUUUCUUUGUACAUGCUGUCUAUACUCUACUUUCAGUGCUGGCAGAUUUGGAUCCUUAUCCCUUCCUUAGGGAUCCACAGAUUAUUCACUGAUUCUAGUGGUAUAUACACACACACACGUAUGUGGACACCCCUUCAAAUAAGUGGAUUCGGCUAUUACAUCCAAAUCCAUUGCUGACAGGUGUAUAAAAUCGAGCGCACAG